Molecule: messenger RNA, 2602 nt
Organism: Patella vulgata (common limpet)
Lineage: Eukaryota; Metazoa; Mollusca; Gastropoda; Patellidae
Exons: 5
Coding region: 333-1586 (417 amino acids)
Biological process (GO): mitochondrial DNA replication
Cellular component (GO): mitochondrion
Molecular function (GO): single-stranded DNA exodeoxyribonuclease activity
Source: RefSeq, a predicted model, not a curated record
AUUUUUGUCAAGGUCGCUGAGAUGUAAAUAAGGUUAGGGCACGUGAUUGGCGAGAUUGUAGGUGAGGGUUAGGGUAAGCAUUGGGGCUAGGUCCAAGGUUAGGUUUAGGGUUGGGAUUAGCACUAGCCCUGUGAAGAAAAAUUAAGUUGGUCUUAGCAUUUAGCACAGUAACAGUAACAACACCACGUGAGUUAUAUUUACAUUUUUCAAAGCUGAAUAUCACCAGACUCCAGAGUCUCGGGUUGUCAAAUAUGCGGUAAUGAUUGUAAGUAAAAGGACAUCCAGGAUGCAUUUAGUCUCCAAACAGUUUUGAUUAAUUUUAUUGAAACUUAAUGUGCAAUAUGAACCUAACAAGAACUAUUAAUCAAAGGAUUUUACAAUGUGUAUCACUGAAACCAGUUUGUUUGCUCUGCAUGAAGACUUUACCUAUACGCUUUAAAACAUCCAAACCAUCAAGGAGUGAUUUAGCCAAGCUUAUAUUUAUGGACAAAGAACUUAACUCCUUAUAUGGGCCAAAAAUUGAAUCGAAAAACAAAGUAGGUACAAAAUCUAGAAAAACAACAAAAAUAAAUAAGAAGGUAGCCAGCUUAGGAAUUAUUGGUGAAAGUCUCCAAGAUGUAGAUAUGUCUUCGAAAAAUCACUAUGAUGAAGGUAUCCUAAUCGAUAAUAGCUAUCUUAAUGUAAAUGCAAACUCAAACUGUAGAUCUGAAAAUCAAAGAAAUUCUGUUUUCAACUCAUUAUUGAGCAUACAAGUGGACCCAGGAAUUAAAUCAUACAAAGAAAUUAACAAAGCACUAAACUCUAAAAAAGAAGGUAUAUUACCAAAGGUGAUUGAUCCAAAUGACCCACUGAACUUUGUCCUUAAUUAUCCCUUGAUUCCUAACACGCCUGAGGGGAGUGUAGAAUUUGAAAGGUUUAAUACAGAAGUGGACAAAUUUUGUCUUCAAUAUCCCCCAUCGGUCAGCAAAAUCUUAAACAAAACAAUGUCCGCAAAGAAUCGCUACUUCUUGGAGAGAUGGAAGAAAAAGAUGAUAGAGGAAAUGGGUGAAGAGGGCUUCAAGCAACAUCAAGAAGAAACUCUAAGAAAAGGUAUAAAUUUCCAUGCCUGUGUACAACAGUUAUUAGCUGGUGAAUCAGAAUCAGAUAUUCAGAUACAACCUAAUGUUGAAGCUUUCUGGAGGAGUAUACAGCCUAUAUUUAAUGAGGUUACAGAAGUUAAAGCAUUAGAAUGUUCGAUAACACAUCCUUAUCUUCUUUAUAAAGGUGUAUUUGAUUGUGUGGCACUCUAUAGAGACACAUUAUGUGUAAUAGAUUGGAAGACAUCUAGGAAACCUAAACCGUUACUAACAAAUACCUAUGAUAAUCCUUUACAAGUAGCGGCUUAUCUGGGUGCUAUUAAUGCCUGUACAGAUCCUCUUCUAAAGAUUGGACCUGUAUCUAAUGCUGUGAUAGUUGUAGCCUAUUCCUGGGGUGAUCCAGCACAUGUUCAUUUCCUCAACUCAGAAAAAUGUCAUCGAUAUUGGUCUCAAUGGUUAGAAAGACUGGAUUUGUACUGGAGAACUCUUGAUGCUCCUGCUCCCGAAUAACAAAGUUUAGAAUAUUCUAGCCACAUUGUGUUCAUAAACAGAUUCUAUUUAUUGACAAUAGGAUUGCAUGUUUUCUGGACCAAACUGCUCAACCUCAAAUUUGUUAUCCUAGAAUGUUUUUGUGUGUAAAAAUACCAAAAUAAGAUGUAUGUAUCUAAUACCAAUCUUUUGAUUAAUUUUUACUAUCAUGAUAGCAGGUCCAAUUGAUAAAAUAAAGAUGGAUUUUCCAAUGCUCAGAGAGUUGAUUUUCAGUUGCAGAACUGAAUGUUUUGAUGAGUUCCACAUUCUUAUCUCCAUGAAAGUGUUAUCUAUCCAUAAGUAAUCCAGUAUACUUUGAUAGCACUAGGAUAAAGUUCAGAUGCAAAGGGAGAUAAUCUCAACCUGUUUCCCAAAAACCAGUGUCCAUUAUUAAUAAACCUGUCCCUUUAAGUUGUAUGGUGAUGAAUGUGUUAAAAAUGUUCACAUUAAUUGAAAUAAGUAUUAAAAUGUAAAAGUGCUCCACCCAGGUUAUUAAAUAUUAUAAAUAACCACAUUAUAAUUCAAUUUCUCCUUAAAUAAAUAUUGAUAAUACAGGUGAGAUGGAAUGAUUCAUUGUAAACAUGCAUUUAAAAUUUUAUGUCAACUUAUUUGCAUUUGUGUAAUAUUUACCAUUUUUUGUAUUUCACAUUAAAAUUUGCAUUUAUAAGCUUUAUAUAACCUAUAUUAGUGGAUUUUACGGCAUAUAAGGAUAUCAUUACUGGUAAUUUGAUUUACGUUGUGUCACUAAUGAUUAAAGUAAUGUCAGUAUAUAAGAUAUAAGGUAAAACGAGCAUGUAAAUUGUGUUUUUUAUGUAUGGCAGGUGUUAGAACAAGACCAGUUUGUAUCUCAUUACUUUCUACAUAUACUUGAGAAAACUAGCAUUUACUUCUAUUUACCACUUAACAUUUCAUACUAUAAAUAAAAUACUUUUUAAUGACUUUGUUUAUAAGAUUAUGUUUUUGACCGUUUGUUAUUGAAAAAAAAAAAUUACAUAAGA